Platichthys flesus (European flounder) is the source of this 2169-nucleotide messenger RNA. It is a transcript of the gene pip4p1a, whose product is annotated as phosphatidylinositol-4,5-bisphosphate 4-phosphatase 1a. The coding region runs from base 96 to 908 and encodes 270 amino acids. Lineage: Eukaryota; Metazoa; Chordata; Actinopteri; Pleuronectiformes; Pleuronectidae. The record is from RefSeq and is a predicted model, not a curated record. Gene Ontology annotation, molecular function: phosphatidylinositol-4,5-bisphosphate 4-phosphatase activity. Gene Ontology annotation, biological process: phosphatidylinositol dephosphorylation. Gene Ontology annotation, cellular component: late endosome membrane; phagocytic vesicle membrane; plasma membrane. The transcript has 7 exons.
CGCCUGCGUUUCCGACACAACAAUACAAACACCGAGUCGGUCCGCGUCCACGCUCCCACUCGCUCGCUCCCCCUCCCCAGCGCCUCGCUCUCGGUAUGGCGGACGGCGAGCGGUCCCCGUUACUAUCCGACCUGGGAGAUGGAGCUCUCGGCAGCGGUAACGGCGGAGUGUCUCCCGGCGCGGCGCCCUACGGUGUGCCCAACAAACCCCUGAGCUUCCCCCCAUUCCCCAGCCCAACUCAGCCCUCGUUGCUCCUCGGGGAGGAUCCUCCACCCUACUCCCCGCUCACCUCCCCGGAGAGCGGCAGUGCCCCUGUUAUCAACUGCAGGGUGUGUCAGAGCCUGAUCUCCGUGGAGGGCAAGAUCCACCAACACGUGGUGAAGUGUGGGGUCUGCAAUGAAGCCACGCCCAUUAAGAACGCCCCAGCAGGGAAGAAGUACGUUCGCUGCCCUUGCAACUGUCUGCUCAUCUGCAAAGUCACUUCCCAGAGGAUCGCCUGUCCCCGACCAUACUGUAAGAGGAUAAUAAAUCUGGGUCCAGUUCAUCCUGGUCCUGCCAGUCCUGAUCCCCAGCCAGCCGGGGCCCGCGUCUCCUGUGGACACUGCAGCAACACCUUCCUGUGGACAGAGUUCACAGACCGGACGCUGGCCAGAUGCCCACACUGCAGGAAAGUCUCCUCCAUUGGUCAGAGGUACCCCCGGAGGCGGAGCUUGUGGUGUUUUCUACUCUGCUUGCUUUUUAGCAUUUCCAGCGCCGGGCUGAUGGCCGGGACGUGGGUGAAGGCUCAGACCUUCCAGGGGAUCUACGCCUCGUGGGCCGUGCUGCUGCUCCUGGUUCUCAUCACCUUAGUCCGGGCCUUUUACUGGGCCUGCAUGAGGGUCAGUCAGCCCCUCCAGAACUUCACAUAGAGCCCCCCCCCCCCCCCCCCUCCUCUCCGACUCUGUGGCCCCCUCGUCUCAACCCGCCAGGCAGGAGGAUAAAAGAUGGCUUUAAAAAAAAAAAAAAAAAUCUGCAAAAACAGAAUAUUUAUUUAAAUCCAACUCCGGAAAAGAAAAUGAUCUUGUCCUCCUGUUCCUUCCCUUUUAGUCAGAUGUGUUUCUAAAGCUGGAUGUCCAUCGGUCAUCAUGAUGACGCGUAUAGCCUAAUGUUCUGUCGAUCUAUUCUAAUCUCGUGGCCAGUGUGGGGUUCAUUUUAGCAUUUUUAACACUUUUCCUCCCUCUUCCCCGGCGCUGUUGAUUCCUUUGGCUUCAGUCUGUGGCACAUCGGUUGCUCUCCCGACCUCUAAGACCAGGGCUUCACGUUCAAGUCUUACACGUGAACAACCCGCUCGUUUUGUUUUUUUGGAGGAGGCGACAGUCGAUUUUUUUUUUUCAGUCCUGAUUUGACAUUUGGUUUAAUAUUCAAGCAUUUAGCAAUUUUUUAAACAAAGAAAAAACAUAUUCUGAAACGUGGCGGAGUCAGAUGAAGCUGUGGGGAAAAGGAAGUACAUCCACGCCAGCAGCAGACGGCUGGAGUAAUUGACGGGACAUCAGCCUCCUAUUGUGAAUCAAAAGAUCAAGUAGGUGUUGAAAUGUGUCUGAAAUUAUUGAAUUCAGCCGUAUGUGAAGGUAGCGUCUGAUGUGUCUGAACUCAGUGUUUAUGCUGAAUUAUCCCCUGGGACUGACUUUGAUCCAAAGCAGCUUGAAAGCCUUAAAUGGAGGUGUGAUAGGAAGAUUCAACACGCUCACAUGCACACACACGCAGCUACGUGAACACAUAUGGUACACAUCAAAAAGAGGACGGUGUUUUAGAGUUGCAGCAGCUCCGAAACCAGUUUUAGUGGAGCCGCCCCAGUCUCCGUCUUCAAAGACAAACCAGUGAACAGAUUUCCUCCGUGUUGCUGCGUCCCCUAUUUCAGUAAAAGGAAAAAAAAGUGACACGCACGCCACUUUGCAUCCACAUCCUGUUCGAGUGCAACAAAAUCUACAGCAGCUUUUCCUUUGAUCCAAAAUUCACCCAACAAGUAAACUUAAAAAAAAAAAAUACCUUUUCUGAUUUUAUUUUAAAUUUUUAUAUUUUCACAACCUGAAUUGACACGAGAGACACGUUUUUCAUUCUGUUCUGCUUUUCGGAAAAAAGAGAAAAACAUGAAACGAAUCACAAAGAGCUAUAGGAUAUCUGCCCCCCCCC